AUGACCAAGGAGAAGAAUGGGACAACGACAACAACGACUAUCCCAAUGCCGAAUCCCAAACCACGACUGUCGGCGAUGACCGUGAACUACAACCAGGAAGUGUCUUCUGUGAAUUCGUUCACUUUUGUCAAGUUGUUGAUGACAUGGCGUGGUUCGAUAUGGAAAUCUGUGAAAUGCGAAUUAACAAUGUGGAUUUUAGCGUUUGCCGCUGUUCAAAGUGUCUAUCGAUAUCUGAUGACCGAGGAUCAGCAGAAAUUCUUCGAAUACGCAGCCGUUCAUUUGAAUGUGCGCCUGGUCCAUAUCCCAUUAACUUUCAUGCUCGGAUUCUUUGUUACGAUUGUGGUGGAUAGAUGGAGAUCCGUUUUUACCAAUAUUGGAUUUAUCGAGAACGUUGCUCUCUCUGUCGGUACCUUAGUCUCUGGUACUGAUCAUGCUGCAAAGGUGCUCCGUCGCACUAUCAUUCGAUAUUUGGUGUUGUCUCAAGUCCUAGUCCUCCGUGACAUCUCAAUGCGUGUACGUCGUAGAUUCCCGACAAUGGAAUCACUGGUAACUGGAGGAUUUUUGUACCGUGAUGAGUUGGAAAAAAUGUACAAAUGUGAAACGAUGUAUAACAAGUACUGGCUACCAACACAUUGGGCAAAUCAAUUGGUACAUAAAGCAAUGUUUGAGACAAAGAAUGUAGAUUCGGUGCAGAGUAUGAAUUCGGUGUUGAUGAACAUCAAAGAAUUCCGCCAAUCGAUGGAGAUGCUCACCAAAUAUGAUUGGGUCCCAAUUCCAAUCGCUUAUCCACAGGUAGUCUUCCUGGCCGUCCGUGUCUACUUCAUCAUUUGCUUAAUCUCUCGUCAAUACCUUUUAUCAGCUCCUCCAACCGAAGCACAAUCAGUUGUUCCAGUUAUGACGAUUCUUCAGUUCAUUUUCUUUGUAGGCUGGAUGAAGAUCGUUGACACGUGCCACGACUCUUGUCCACCAUUGAAACUCGAGGAGCCGGAUGAUGAGAAGGGAACCAUGUAUUGGUGCCACCCAACAAAAAAUGGUUCUCAAGCUCCGCCAACAGCAGUUGCCAUUUCUCAACACAAGAAUCCAUUUUCAAAAGUGCUCAACAUGGUGCAUCCAUCACAAACUGAAUCUUCACCUCCUUCGUAUCGUCUUGAAGUUCCGAAAUGA
Caenorhabditis briggsae is the source of this 1164-nucleotide messenger RNA. Bases 1 to 1164 code for a protein of 387 amino acids. The transcript is spliced from 9 exons. NCBI's taxonomy places the organism in Eukaryota, Metazoa, Nematoda, Chromadorea, Rhabditida, Rhabditidae. Gene Ontology annotation, molecular function: chloride channel activity. The record is from RefSeq and is a predicted model, not a curated record.